CGCAACUGCAUUUAGUAGUGUUUAUUUUACUAAAUAAUGAAAAUAAAUCGAUUUUAAAUUUUACUUCGCACAAGAAGCCACUCGAUAACUGUUGCCUUAAGCCGCUGCAAAUCUGAAAACGAAACGUGCAAGUUUUUUUUUUUCUAUGUUGUGCGUGCAUUUGUGUUGUCCGGUGUUUGAAGACGCUUGGAAUUCGCUUUCAAUUUCUUCGUAGGAAAAAUGUCGGGUGAUACCGAUAAAGCAAAAAUCAGUGACAAUCAGGAUGAAGACAAGAAAUCCAGUACUGGCGAUGGUCAAACAACUGAAGACGAGUCAUCCCAGGACUCGAAGGGUGAGUCGCUGCGGUUUCAAGAUUCUGAGGCCCAAGGUAACGCUGAUGUAGAUCAACCAGAUGCAAAAGAAGAGAAUCUAGAAGGUGACGUAAAGACGACAGCCAACGGUAAGGAUGACGAGACCGGCGGUGAUGACUCCAAAGAUGAAAAGGAUAAAACCGAUAGUGAUACUAAAAAGGAGGAGAAUGGUGAGACACACGAUGAAGAUGAAAAAGACGAUGUGAAGAGUAAUGAUAAGGGCGCAAAGAAAGCGCCCCCUAAGAAGAAACCUAAGAAAGAGGAUACUGAGGAAGAAGACGAGGAUGACGAAGAAGAGGAAGAGGAAGAGGAGGAGGAGGAGCCAGAGGAAGGAGAUGAAGAUGAUGAAAAGGAGGACAAGAAAACCAAGGAUAAAGUGAAGAAGCCGGCAAAAAAAGCAAAGGGCGAUGACGAUGAAGGUGAUGAUGAUGAAGGUGAAGAGGACGAAGAAGAGGAGGAGGAAGAGGAAGAAGAGGAGGAGGAAGCUCCUAAACCCAAGCCCAAGAGAGAGCCUACGGAGCCGCCGGUACCGCUACCCGCUGGAAAAGGUAUCCCGCUCGGGCACAUCAGCAAUGUGGAAGUAUCGUUGUCGCGAUUCAAGACCCAAGAUCAGAAACUACUACAUCAGUAUUUGUAUGGGCAACUUUGCCUGGAUCGUAAUGUUAAACGCAACAUCAAGAAGUUCAAAGGCUACGAAUGGGCAAUCGGCUCGUCCGACUACAAGGCUAAACUGGAGGAGACCACCAAGAUGGAACCCAAACAGUUGCGUACAAUGUGCGAAAUGCUUGAUUUGGAUAAAAAAGGGUCGGCGUCGGAGCUGGCGGGGCGGCUGGUGGGGUUCCUGCAGCAGCCCACCGCCAACAGUCCGCACGCGCGCGGCGUGGCGCGGCCCCCGCCCGCCCCCACCUCCACGCCCGGCGGCCGGCCCCGGAGGUCCGCCGCCGUCAAGGUGCAUAACAGAGGUUACUCUGAUGAAGAAUAUGAAACUGAUCCAGAACCGAAAGUCAAAGGGCCGAAGCCCACUAAAGAAGGUUCCGAAGAUUCAGACGGUUCAUUCAACCCGAGUGGCUCGGAGGAGGCGGAUUCGGACUUUGAUCCUGAAGCCGGUGAGGGUGUCGCGAAGAAACGUGCGCCGCGGAGACGAUCCGCCGGGAAACCCACCAAACGGUCCUCCAAGAAGGGCAGCAGCAAGGGGAAGAAAGGAAAGCAGGCUAAACCGAGUCGCGGCAGACGAGCAAAGUCCGAAAGCGACGAGGAAAGUGAAAAAUCUGAGAGUGAAAGCGACGCAGAGUCCGGUAGCGACGGAGAGGAAUCAGAUGAGCCUAAAGCGAAGCGAGGACGGCCAUCGGUGGUAGCUAAGGGACGCAAGGGUCCGGUCGCAAAGAAUUCUAAAGCAACGCCCGUAAAACGGAAAGCACCUACGCCACCUGCUAAAAAGAAGGCGGUAGCUGGUAAAGCCGCAGCAGGUCGACCGGCCAAGAAGGGGAAGAAGGCUUCGUCCGACGAAGAGUCUGGCGACGGAAGCGAGGAGGAUGACGACGAGGAGGAGGCCAGCGACGACGAGAGCGGAGACGACUCGGACGCGCCGACCGACAAGAAGGCUAAACGACCGCCUACUGAUGAAGAAAUAAAGAAGUACGUGAAGCAGAUCCUGGAGGGCGCGAACCUCGAGCAGAUCACUAUGAAGACUGUUUGCAAGCAGGUCUACAGCCACUACCCGGACUUUGACCUCGCGCACAAGAAGGACUUCAUCAAGGCCACGGUCAAGUCGCUUAUAUCAUCGUGAGCGACGAGCCCGGCCGCAUCCUACACAUCUAGUAAGAAACACCACUCCAAACGAAAAUUAGAUUAAUUGAUCCCGUACUGGCGUCGACGCAGUUUUUACACAUUAUAAUUCUAAACGUUCUUUUUUGUUGAUACGAACUUUAAUUUUUUUUAAUACAAUACUUUUUAUGUAUUCAGUUCGACGCAGCAUGGGUUGUAAUUUUAUGUUAUAGGUAUAUAAUUCCCUUAGACUAAGUUUAAAAUUAAACAAUUUUAGAUGUGUAAGGGAUGCUUUAUUUUUAACUGUGCCUGUUUUUUUUUUUUAAUUUGUUGAAAAGUAAUUGUUUUUCUAAAAUUUUUUUUUUUGUAAAAUUAACAUGACGUAAACGACAAAAAAUGGUUUUUUUUUUCUUCGUUAUUACGAAUAAAAUAUCAGUAACUGUACGUCAUUAUAAAGAAUAUGUAUAAGACAUAAAAUAAUCCACUACAUAAUUAAAUAAAAAGUAGAAAUUAUAAUAAUGUAAUUUACACGAUAAAGUGAUAUUUUUCAAAAUUGUACUAAAUGUAAAAGUUGUAUUUUCUUAUUACGGUCUGAUUUUAAUGAUAAACAUUGCGUUUUAUCUUUUAAUCUGUUUGUAAUUUCGGAAGUAACUUUGGUUUCCUUUUCAUCGUAUUUAGAAUAUUUCACGCAGUCUGACACUAUCGCGAGAGGUCUGUCUAGCUAUCGAAUUAAGAUGUAAAUUUAAGAUGUGUAAAUAAAUACACAUAAUUUGCAUGGUUAUCAUAAUAGGGCUGUUUGUAAAUUCACAUUAAAAUAAACAGGACUCUAUUUGAGUCGUGUAUUAUCAAAGGUGGCAAUCUGUGCAUUUGGACAAAAAAAUGUUAUUGAUAUGUCAAUACAGAUUGAUUUGAAUAUAAUCGUCUCCUUCAAAGAAUACGGUUCAAAACCUGCAUUAAAUAAAGGUUAAUAGUUAACCUGUUAUUUAUCUAAGAUGUCGUUCAGAAGAGUUUUGUGAAUGCCAAUAGAAUACAAAGUCAAUAAUUCGUUUUUCUGAUUUACCAAUAAUUGUCCAAAAGUCACAUUGCCGGCUUUGAUAAUAGUCGACUCAUUUGAAGCUUGUUAAUAUUGGUAACACGGAAUGUUAUGGCUCAGACUUUGUUUCCUGUGUGCAUCUCGAAUUUGUGGGAAAGUAUUAAGUAUUUGCCAAAUAAACGCAUUUUUGAUUAUUUGAUUAUUAAAAUGAUUUUUCUAAAUUGUACAUUUUUGUUGGUAUAAGUUAGCAUAACUAAGCAUUGUGUUCAAAUGAGCCUUGUUAAUUGAAUGAAGAAAAUAGUGCAAUAGAAUAGUAAAGUAAUGUAAGUAAAAAAUUUACCAGAAGUAGUAUCGUUUCAGAAAGACAACAAAUAAUUUUCUCACAAAAAUUGUUAUGUUCAUUCAUAGAGUAACACCGGAUACCCUCAAGUUGGAACUUGUGUCCCUAGAGUGGGGAUGGGGCAUUCGAUUGUGGUGACUAUGAACUCCACCUAGAAUCGGGUGGUGGUAGGCAGCGGCUUGGCUCUGCCCCUGGCAUUGCUGGAGUCCAUGGGCGACGGUGACCACUCACCAUCAGGUGGGCCGUAUGCUCGUUUGCCUACAAGGGCAAUAAAAAAAAACAUCUUUCCGAGUACAAUAGAAACGAGCCGAAUGACAGUUGAAUUAUUUAAAUUUCGAAUACGAUCGUGUAACUGUCAGAUCAUUAGUUUUCAAAACAGCCCUUUGUUCCGCUUCAACAGUAAGUAGGUGCUCUCACUGCAUUUUUAUAUUUGUGGCCGUCGCAUUGCCGUGGAUGAGCAGUAACGUAUAAGUCGGGUUUGAGCACAACGAGACGCUAAUAAAUGCGUUUACAAACACAGAUCUUUCCGUUCGACCAUCUCUGUUUUAAAACGCAUUGAAAACAACGAUUUCUAUCAAUGUUUUGUAUCGUCAAGACAUACAUUGGUAUGAAUCGCGUACGGUCCUUAUUCUAUCGCCAAUACUAUCGUUAUUAUGAAGAAAAAACGUCCAAACAUGUUGUUUUGACGUGAUGACGCCUCCCGUUUUGUUCAAACCGAAUAGUGUUUAAGUUAGUUUGUAAUCAACAUUAAAUGUGUAUUUGUGAAUUUUUAAACGUAAUUUCGGUUGAUGUUUUUUCUUUAUAAAUGUGUAAAUGGCUGAGAUCUGUAGCUACGUAGUGACACGGAGUGAUAGAGUGACUGGUUCCCCCUUUUACAAUUGGAUAUAGAUAAUAAAAAUAAAUAAAAGUUUGA
Molecule: messenger RNA, 4400 nt
Organism: Bombyx mori (domestic silkworm)
Lineage: Eukaryota; Metazoa; Arthropoda; Insecta; Lepidoptera; Bombycidae
Product: protein DEK
Exons: 16
Coding region: 220-2136 (638 amino acids)
Biological process (GO): regulation of double-strand break repair; chromatin organization
Cellular component (GO): nucleus
Molecular function (GO): DNA binding; histone binding
Source: RefSeq, a predicted model, not a curated record